Messenger RNA from Truncatella angustata, 1101 nucleotides. RefSeq lists its product as uncharacterized. Lineage: Eukaryota; Fungi; Ascomycota; Sordariomycetes; Amphisphaeriales; Sporocadaceae. The record is from RefSeq and is a predicted model, not a curated record. Bases 1 to 1101 code for a protein of 366 amino acids. Gene Ontology annotation, molecular function: NADPH dehydrogenase activity; FMN binding. The transcript has a single exon.
AUGUCGAGCUCACGCCUAUUCUCGCCUCUCAAGCUAGGCAAUGUUACCUUGGAGCAUCGCAUUGCCAUGGCUCCUUUAACUCGCUUCAGAGCCGACGAGAAUCACGUUCCCCUUCCUUUCGUCAAGGAGUACUACGCGCAACGUGCUUCAGUCCCUGGCACGCUGAUUGUGUCAGAGGCUACCCUAGUGUCUAAAGAAGCCGGUACAUAUUCCAAUGUUCCUGGUAUCUACAGCAAGGAGCAGGUCUCUGCGUGGAAAGAGAUCACCGAUGCAGUUCAUGAGAAGAAGAGUUUCAUCUACAUGCAACUGUGGGCCCUUGGUCGUGUUGCGGACCCUGAGGCAUCCAGGGCCGAGGGCGUUACGAUCAAGUCAGCCAGUGCUAUUCCCGAGGAGGGCAAGCCCGCUCCCAAGGAGAUGACUCAAGAAGAUAUCAAGAACUUCGUUGCUUAUUACGCUCAAGCCGCUCGCAACGCCAUCGAAGCCGGCUUUGAUGGUGUCGAGAUUCACGGCGCUAACGGUUACUUAAUCGACCAGUUCACUCAGGAUAAUUCGAAUCAGCGAACCGACUCUUAUGGUGGCAGCAUUGAGAACCGUUCUCGUUUCGCUAUUGAGGUUUCCGCCGCUGUUGUUGAUGCCGUUGGCGCAGAUAAUGUUGGCAUCCGUCUCUCACCUUGGUCACCAUUCCAGGGUAUGCGCAUGACGGAUCCCGUACCUCAAUUCACCGAUGUUGUCAACAAGCUCAAGGCUUUAAAGCUUGCAUACCUCCACCUCGUCGAGUCUCGUAUCAGCGGUAAUGCCGAAUCCGAGGCCACGGAGAAGGUUGAUUUUGCCAUUGAGGCAUGGAACAACACAUCGCCCAUCCUGCUCGCUGGUGGAUUCACAGCAGAUAGCGCUAGGGAAGCUGCUGAGGAAUACAAGGAUAGAGAUGUUGUGAUCGUGUUUGGUAGAUACUUCAUCUCUACACCUGAUCUGCCCUUUAGAGUCCAGAAGGGUAUUGAGUUGACGCCGUACGAUCGCAACAAGUUCUACAAUGCCGGCGAGAAGGAUGGUUACACUACUUACCCUUUCAGCUCUGAGUUCGCACAAGCGGCCAAGAUUUAG